Molecule: messenger RNA, 2683 nt
Organism: Gambusia affinis (western mosquitofish)
Lineage: Eukaryota; Metazoa; Chordata; Actinopteri; Cyprinodontiformes; Poeciliidae
Exons: 2
Coding region: 903-1970 (355 amino acids)
Molecular function (GO): nucleic acid binding; zinc ion binding
Source: RefSeq, a predicted model, not a curated record
UGCAGCUUGUUACAUGCUCGCACUUUGCUUCCGCCUCCUGAUUGUUUAUUUUUGUUUUAUUGUUGGCACCUUUGACGGUUCACCGGUGGGGGGCGGGGCUUAGCCAGCCCAGGUGUUUUAGUUGGGCUGGUGGCGCACCUGAGGAAGAUGAGUGAUGGUGGCGUGUACGAAGCUGAGGUAGCAGCGAAGUUCGAAAAGGAACAUUGAUUAAAAACGGUGCGGGAAGGCUCUGGAUGAAAAGAGUACCUUCACCUCGGGACGGAUCCACCCAGAGGGGAGCGUCGGAAGUUUUUGGCGGGAGGAAGUUUGUCUUCGUUUGUUUUGAUUUGUUUUGUUUUUUUUGGACAAAACCGGCUGGACGCUAGGAAUUUUAGCACCGGGGAAGUUACACGCCUGCCAAGACCAACUACCAUCGAAAUCACCAGAGGUGCGGAUUUUUUAAGGAAAAGAGAAAAGAAAACUAGAUCUAUAUAUUUAAAGACAAAGAAAACAUAAAAACUAUUAAACGAAACGCCUGACGCAUGAGGGAUCGCGAGGGAUUUCCCUUCUGCAUGGAUGCCAUCUGGAUUGAGGAACAUAACCUACUGAUUGGACGUCUAAGGUAAGCCCCACCACACUGUGUGUUCCGUCAGGUGCCCUUUUUGUUUCUUUUCUCGGUUUCCUUUUGUUUAAAAAUCAUUACGCACUUAAUGUUGCGGCCCCUCUCUCCCGUAAUCUGUAUAAAAGAAAUAAGAACGAGCCAGGGUGAGGGUAGCGGGUCGUAACAAGUGGGGGCUCAAGUCCGGGAUUGCGGAACUUCCUUUUUGACUUUAUAAAAAAAAAAAGAGAGAAAAAAAAAAGCUACCAUUGAAAAAUCGGGGUUUCGUGUUUCCUGUAACUGUAGUUGAAAGUAGUGAGAAAUUAUGGAGGAAUUCAAAGUCGAAGAAUUCUUAAAGGAGGGUCGGAUUUUAAGAAUGAGAGACUGGUACCAACUUAAAAAGGAAGAACUGUUAAAAAUAGCAGAGCACUUGAAGGUUCAGUGUCCACCUGGAAUAAAAAAAGUUGACUUAAUUGAAGCCUUAAUAACUAAACUUUCCCCUGUGGCUCUUUCGGAAACACACCCAAAUGCUAUGGAGUUACAAUUGGCUAAAUUGGAAUUAGAAAAAGAGCGUAUCAGACAGAGAGCAGUACAGGAAGCUGCUACACUUGAGCUGGCAUUAGAAAAACGGAAAAUCGUUGCUAUGGAAGCAGAAAGAAGUUUUGAUUUAAGUAAAAACAUCCGAUUAGUUCCUCAGUUUUGUGAAACUGAAGUUGAAGUUUUCUUUCUGUCUUUUGAAAAGAUAGCAAAAGCUUUAAAAUGGCCCGAGAAUAAAUGGUCUCUUCUUGUACAGAGUGUGUUUACUGGCAGAGCUCUGGAGGUUUAUGCUGCACUUGAUGCAGAGCAGUCAUCAUCUUAUGAAGAUGUAAAAACUACUGUUCUUGCAGCUUACCAGCUGUCUCCAGAAGUUUAUCGACAGCGUUUCCGUAACUUGGAAAAAAGUACUACUCAUACUUAUAUUGAAUAUGCUAGGGAGAAAGAAAUAGCAUUUGAUAGAUGGGUGCGUUCAAAGAAUAUUGGUCAGGACUAUGAGAAAUUAAAACAGCUUAUUCUCUUGGAAGAUUUUAAGAGUACUGUUUCUUUUGAGGUAAAAAAUUACCUAGAAGAUCAUAAGGUUGACAAGAUUCAAAAAGCUGCAGUUAUGGCUGAUGAUUUUGAACUCACUCAUCAGACUUCAAUGAGAGGAGGGAGUAAGUCCAUUAGUUACCAAACACAGUAUGGGAAUGGAGCUGACGGUGGUUUCCAGAAACCAUCUAGAGGGUUCAAGACCUCACAGAUGAAUGUGCAGAGACCGGGAGGCAUGCGUUUAGAAGCAUUGGUGUGCUACUAUUGUGGUAAAAAGGGACACAAGAAAACUGAGUGUUGGGCUUUAGCUAAUAAGCAAAAGAUGUAGGAUGUUUAUUGGAUUAUAAAAUAAAAACAAAAAUAAUAAUAAAAAAAAAAUUAAAUAAAAAAAAUAAUAGUAAUUUUUUUUUGUUUAGGGGGGGAAGUGUUACAUGCUCGCACUUUGCUUCCGCCUCCUGAUUGUUUAUUUUUGUUUUAUUGUUGGCACCUUUGACGGUUCACCGGUGGGGGGCGGGGCUUAGCCAGCCCAGGUGUUUUAGUUGGGCUGGUGGCGCACCUGAGGAAGAUGAGUGAUGGUGGCGUGUACGAAGCUGAGGUAGCAGCGAAGUUCGAAAAGGAACAUUGAUUAAAAACGGUGCGGGAAGGCUCUGGAUGAAAAGAGUACCUUCACCUCGGGACGGAUCCACCCAGAGGGGAGCGUCGGAAGUUUUUGGCCGGGAGGAAGUUUGUCUUCGUUUGUUUUGAUUUGUUUUGUUUUUUUUUGGACAAAACCGGCUGGACGCUAGGAAUAUUAGCACCGGGGAAGUUACACGCCUGCCAAGACCAACCACCAUCGAAAUCACCAGAGGUGCGGAUUUUUUUUAAGGAAAAGAGAAAAGAAAACUAGAUCUAUAUAUUUAAAGACAAAGAAAACAUAAAAACUAUUAAACGAAACGCCUGACGCAUGAGGGAUCGCGAGGGCUUUCCCUUCUGCAUGGAUGCCAUCUGGAUUGAGGAACAUAAUCUACUGAUCGGGCGUCUAAGGCUGAACACAAAGUAGCC